This is a messenger RNA of Athalia rosae (coleseed sawfly), 3973 nucleotides long. It is a transcript of the gene Mct1, whose product is annotated as monocarboxylate transporter 12-B. The transcript is spliced from 10 exons. The coding region runs from base 2057 to 3808 and encodes 583 amino acids. Gene Ontology annotation, molecular function: monocarboxylic acid transmembrane transporter activity. The record is from RefSeq and is a predicted model, not a curated record. NCBI's taxonomy places the organism in Eukaryota, Metazoa, Arthropoda, Insecta, Hymenoptera, Athaliidae. Gene Ontology annotation, biological process: monocarboxylic acid transport; transmembrane transport.
AAGGUAAAAAUAUCAAUUAUGUGAACAAUUAUCACCAUUUAGUAAUUAGUUAAAAAGUCUUCGACGUUCGCUCUCAUCAUCAUACCAAACAAUUUCGUAAAUUAUUUAACAAAAAUAACGUUAACGAGUCAGAAAAUUUGAGCUUUUUUAUAACAACACGAAAUAAACGAAAAAUCGAUCUAUCAAAUUUCCUUUAUUUCCUGUUUUUGUUUCUUACAAAACCAAACGAUUUCAACAAUUAUUUACAUUUUUUUCUUUUGUUUUCAUUCAUUCCUUCUGUGUUACUUAAUUAUUUUGAACAAUAUGUUUGCAACUAAUCGACUCGACGUGUUACAAAUAUAAUUGAUUGAUGGUCAAUAAUCAACUUGGAAUCUAGAUUACAGGAAUCCAGACACGUAAAGUCUAUUGAACAAUUAAUGACAUAUGAUGUGUUUUUCAGUCACAUAUCAAACAGGUAGUCGUAAAGCUUCAAGUCAGAGCUAUCUCAUGGCAUUGAACUAUUUACAAAACCAUUAUUCCCUGAGAACUAAUUAUCAUUUACCAUCACCUAUUACGAGUGAGCACCUAUUAGUAAUGUGGUUUCUUCGGUUUGAAGUUACCUUGAGAAGAUUCAAAAAUCUUCAUUCAGUUUAGAACUUGUCCUUUGAUGUUGAACAAAAUUGAAAAAUAGCCAAGCAACCGAUUUCUGCGUCAUUCGAAUUCAAUCAACUUGUAGAGAUUUUGCAAGAUGAUUUUAUCUCCAACCCACGUAUAGCACGUGCGAUGAAACGCUGCAUGCAUAUCUUUACGUCCGUUGGCCUUUAGUUGGCAUCAAGAGCUGAAAGUGAAACAGUAUAUCUCGAAAUCUGGCGUCUACAAGAAACAGCAGCAGCAGCAGCAGCAGUAGCAGUGGGAGCAGCGAACAACGUGCCGCGAAACGGACAGCAACAGCUCCUAUAAAAUGUGGCCGAUCGUGGAUAGCUAGUCUCCUUAUCCGUGGGCGGUACCCGCACGUGUAGUUAAACAUGUAAAACACAGUACACAUAUACACCCAUCGCAAAAUGUAUAAAUCGGGAAAACCGCGGUACGUGGCGCCCUGCAAAACAGCCAGUCAUAUUAUCGUUGCGCUAAUCAGACUUUAAAACAACGGCUGUUUCUUCCUCCGUUUUCCCCUCCACUACUUCGUUCAACCGCAUGUUUUAUACUCACUAUUGAUAUACAAGAACAAAGCCUCAUUCACGUGUUACUUGUCGCGAAAGUGAAACGUGUUUUGGAUCAACGUCGGUUACUACAAAUUCAAAAUUUCUCAGUGACGGCAUUCACUUCUAAUUUUCAAUUAUAUUUAUUUACUUUAAUUAAUAAUCUCCCUCUCUUAUACUUCUCACAUCCUACCGAGUUCAAGGUAGUUGAUUUUACUUCGAAUAUUGUAUUUCUAGAACAAUUAUAAUUAUCAGUGAUUAUAACAAAGUGACCCCGCGUUUCAACUUGGAAUUCGCUCGAUCUCCUGAAUAUAAUAAUUCAACGAAUUAAUCCGGAUAGAAUACUGUUGUUAUUCUUUGUGGAUAAUUAUUCGUGAAAAACUGUGAUAUAUCUGGCGACGAGUUGGAGUGUUCCAUAUUAUUUUUUUUAUUUACGGUAAAUUGGGAGAUAAAUCCUGUAUACUUAUAUGUAAAUAUAUGUAUAAACGCUCAUCGACAAACCAAGAGUGAUUAAACAAAAAAAAAUUAUUAUUAAGACAAAAUAAAUCAGUGAAAUUUAGUGCCAAAUAUUAUCAUACAAAAUUAUCAUUGCUCAGUCUUUCUGUUUUUCUAAUUUUAAUAAUUCAAAUCAUCGACAUGGUAAAGUGAUAUCGAAAAAAGCACGGAAACAAAAAAGAAAGAAAAUUAAGACACAUGUGACACUUGUGCGGAACACUUUAUCUUAUUUUAUUUAAUUUAAUUUUUUCAUUUUUGCCUUAUGUUUCGUAAGUUUAUUUUGUUUUCAAAAUUGAUUUGAAGAAUAAUAUCGCGUUAUCGUAAUUGUGUACGUGUUAAAAGACAAUAAAAUAAGCUAUAGUUAUCAUAAAAAAGUAUAAAAAAUGGCACAUGAACCCGUGAAUCGGAAAAGGAAGAACAAUGGAAAUACAAAUGAAUUUGAAACAACGGACAUUGAUGUGGAUGGAACGGGAAUUGUACCGCCUGACGGUGGAUGGGGAUGGGUUAUAGUAUUCGCAUCAUUUAUGAUACAUAUUGUCGCUGACGGUGUUACGUAUUCAUUUGGUAUAUUUUACUCUGAGUUUCUCAAUUAUUUUAAAGAAGGGAAAGGCAAAACUGCGUGGAUCGCUUCGAUUCUCGUUGGAAUUACACUUUGCUCAGGACCGAUCUCUAGCUCCUUCGUAAAUAAAUAUGGAUGCAGACCUGUUACGAUUGCUGGAAGUAUUCUUGCCUUCGCUUGCCUUCUGGCAAGUGUUUAUGCACAAAAUGUCCUCACUAUGUACUUUACGAUUGGGAUUGGCACAGGUCUUGGUUUUGGGCUCAUUUACCUCCCUGCUAUUGUAAGCGUGACUUGUUAUUUUGAAAAGUAUCGUUCACUUGCUACUGGAAUAGCAGUAUGUGGCUCUGGUGUUGGAACUUUCGUUUUUUCACCAUUAACUGAGUCUCUGAUAUCAUAUUUUGGAUGGCGAGGUGCUAUGAUGAUUAUAUCCGGUUUGGUACUCCACUGUACAAUAUUUGGUGCACUUUUCAGACCACUGGAACCACCAAAACCGAAGGACAUUCCUAUGAUUGUAAUACACUCGGAGAAAAAUGGUUCUCUUGUCAAAGUCGUUGAGUCAAAUGGUAUCAAGAAAGAAGAGAACAAGGAGAAAUAUCGUAGCGUAACAAGUAUUAAUCAAAUGAAAUACUCUGCUGUAAAGACUGAAGAUGGAGAGGGUGGAAAUAAUAUGCGUGGCGCACUCAGCCAACCCACCCUUUUCGGAAAAGGUCUCGGAAAUCAUUCGGAAUCAAUGACCAGGUCGUUCGGAAGUGGAAUUAUGAGACGGCGAGACAUUUUAUAUCAAGGAAGCUUGGACAACAUCAGGACCAAGUCAGGAUCUUUGGCAAAUAGCGUUGAGAAUAUUAGGAUACAUUCGUCUUUGAGAAGCCUACCCACUGCAAACGGUAAACAUUCGGAAAAUUUCGAAUGUCUUCCGUCUGCUGAGGAGACUUUGGGUAUAUUCCAGGAGAUGUUGGAUCUAUCGCUUUUGAAAGACCCUGUAUUUUUACUCUUUACAUUUUCCAAUUUUUGCACCAGUAUUGGUUUCAACAUCCCCUACGUUUACCUGGUGGCCCAAGCUGAAGAGCGACAUAUGGAUAAAGUCUGGGCCAGUUAUUUACUUUCCGUUAUUGGAGCGGCUAACACAUUUGGACGUAUAAUUUUGGGCUACGUUUCGGACAAGCCUUGGAUAAACCGUCUCCUCGUCUAUAAUCUCUGCCUGACUGUUUGCGGAAUUUCCACCGCAUUGAGUACCUUCUGCGUCUCAUUUACAAGUUUCGCUUUCUACUCAACCGUUUACGGAUUUACGGCCGGGGCUUACGUAGGCCUUACAUCUGUGAUUCUGGUGGAUUUGCUCGGUCUAGAUCGUCUGACUAAUGCAUUUGGCCUUCUGUUACUCUUCCAAGGGCUAGCUUCUCUACUCGGCCCUCCAGUAGCAGGAUGGUUGUACGACGCUUUAGGAUCCUAUAAUCCAGGAUUUUGGAUGGCUGGAUUAAUGAUCGCAAUUAGUGGUCUCAUUCUAUUUUUUAUUCCUGCACUCCAAAGGCACGUACAGAAGAAAAAUGAAAGAUUACAAAGGAUAGAUGUUACACUUUAGAAUCUAUGUAUUAAUUGUUAAUAUGUACAUUUAUAUUUAGUAUUUCAAAAAAUUCUUAUUAAUUGUUAAUCCUCGUUAUUGAUUGUACGUAAUCGAUAGUGUAUAUUUUUAUACACAUAUACAUAUAGGUAUAAUACAUUACAAUUGCUGCAACUGCCACCUAAA